Molecule: messenger RNA, 3482 nt
Organism: Botrytis cinerea B05.10
Lineage: Eukaryota; Fungi; Ascomycota; Leotiomycetes; Helotiales; Sclerotiniaceae
Exons: 4
Coding region: 345-3434 (1029 amino acids)
Biological process (GO): regulation of DNA-templated transcription
Molecular function (GO): DNA-binding transcription factor activity, RNA polymerase II-specific; zinc ion binding; RNA binding
Source: RefSeq, a predicted model, not a curated record
GAUCCAAUUUUGAAUAUAUCUUGAUGCGGUUGGAUUUUGUGCUUCCUCUCAUUAUCCGUUCCAAUUUUUCAACCUCGUGAGAGAUACCGAGAGUUGAAUAUUUGAGAGCGAUUAUUUGAAACCUCUUCUCAUUCUUAUAUCUAGUACACGGGAUCAUCCAGUAGCUUUGAAUAGAUCUUGGAGAGAAAAGCUUAGAAUCUACCCUCAACGAUCUUCAGCAGCGGUGAACAUCACCAAUUUCUAUUCUCAGUCGGAUCAGUACUCUUUCGGCAAUAUAAACAUUUUCCUUGACUUCUCUAAUUUAUUUCCACUCAAUAUCCAGCUUCGCAUUUAAGUCAUUCGCCAUGGAAUCUUCCAGUGACAUAAAGCUACCAGGUGAGCGCGCGAGCACAAGUCCUCUUGUAAAGUUGCAACCCCUAUCGUAUGCUGAUGAGAACAAUGAAGACAUGAACGUCCCUAGCAAUCUCGAGUUCUAUAGACAAAUCAUAGACUUUGAGAACGACACGGGUAGACAUGAGCUGAUACUCGGAAAUCUCGAUCGUUCACAGCAAAGAGCGGUUCAGUCACUUGCUCAUAGCAGGAACUUCGACUAUGAAUAUCAACAAGGUUAUGCUAGAGUCUUACGUGGUAGUACUACCAACUGGAACAUUGAGGCUAUGGUUGAAAACUCUCCCACGGAGAUUGCCCACUACGAUGAACCAAUCGACUCUGGAAGACUUUUGGACGAACCAUUCCCCUUCGAAAUGGAUUUCUUGGACUCCAACUCAGAGGUAGAGCCAUGGCUUCAAAAUUCAAUGUACCCAUAUCCACCAGAAUUACCGAGUCAACUGGCCCGAAACGAUGUCGCGUCUGAAGGCUUACCGUUAUCACAACCUGGAAUUGGCUCACAAUUAGAUAUGCCCGGAGAUGAUAUCUAUGGUAAUCCACCAGGUCUCAAUGGAAAAGAUGUUGAUUGCAAUACACGCUUAAGUGAAGAGACUACGCCCGCAAAUCCUAGUGGACCCAUGUUCUCUCCUGGUGGAUCCAUGUUCUCCUCGAAAAAUAGUAGUUAUGAUCUUAUUCAACAGAAUAUCCGACGCCGAGCAUACGUCUGCAAAGCUUGUCAGAAGUCCCACUCUCGGGAGAUUGAUCUCAUAAUGCACCGAAGAUCGCGAUUAAGCGGUAAUGGUAUAAAGUGUCCCGGUUGUACAGGUCACUUUACAACAUGUGAUCUCUUAUUACGGCAUCAGAGAGAGGCGCAUGCGAAUAUAUCCCCUUCAACAGCAGACAUCUCUAGACCAUCGGCAGAAGGUUUCAAAUCAUCAUCUCAUGCUUCGUCCACUUGGUCCGACCAUGACAGUAUGGAAGCGUCAUUGCCCGACGAACUAUUUUUGACGACGAAACCUUCAUACAUCCCCGAAAGCGAUUCGAGUCGGUGGAACUCACGUACCAAUUCUUUUAAUUCGUCCACAUUAUCAUCACCAAUUCGACCAUUCAGAACUACCUCUUUCAACUCACCAUUUGAUAGAUUUGAUAUGCAAGGACUACCAAAUUCUACUAGUAGAAGUAGGUCAGGAUCUAUUUCCAGUCUUCAGAGCGAGCAUGGACGUAACCAAAUUACGCAAACCUCCAGAAAUUCAAGCGGAAGAAGAUAUAACUCUUUAAGAAGCCAGACAAUGGAUGCUACAUGUGAUUCACCGUCUAGAUAUGCCUCUUCUGGAAGAUCUGGUCGCAGUAGACCCCUAACCUCUUUUGCACGCAUCGGCGUGAAUGCUAUCAAAAUGAUCGGAUGGGCGUGUUGGAGAUGCAGAAUUCUGGGCAAAAAGUGUACAGAAGAUAAUCCUUGCCAUACUUGUCCGAAAGGAAACAAAGCUGGCAAAAGUUCUUGGACUAAAAUUGGCUGCAGACGAGGCACACUUCCACAAGAGAUGGAAUCUAUCGAUCUAUGUCCGAAAUCAAUUUCCCAACCAAAGUCUUCUGAUAUUGAUAUUUUGUGUCCCUAUUGUCGACUCAAUUGGUACCAAAGCUCAAAUUCUCGUGAAAGCAAAUGUUCAAGAUGCGAAAGAAUCGAUGCCAAGGUAAUUGGACCUUUCCCGUCAGAUCUCAAAAUUCUUCGCAUGGAAGAAGCCGCAAAGAGAAGACAUAAGGACGUGAUCAAUGUCACCGAAAUGGGAGAGGGAGACGAUAACACCAAGUUCAGUUCAGCCAUUGCUACCCUCAGGAAAAAUUUGUUACUUGAAAACCUUGGACUACCAUCUCAUUUCCCAUUAUCGGCUGGAGUCUAUCUUCCAAAAUCAAUCUCAAUGCCAUCACUCAUCGCCCUUGACCAGUGCAUCAUUGCAAUAAUAUGGGAAAUAACAGAGGACUCUUCGCACAUUCAAAGUCUAUCAACAUUUUGCGGGUCUUCAGAGAGACCGCUCAAUGAUCUAUCUGUACUGUUGCGGUCUGCUUCAAUUUAUCAAGCAAAACUAGAGCCAGAUUCACAUAAAUUAAUUGCGCAAUCACUGAUAUGCCUACGUGAAGCACUUGAACUGAAGCGUGCUACGAAGCUAGGCGCCUUGCACGAAUUUUCCCACCGAAAAUGCCACCAACUCGAAGACUUAAUUCUAACUGAUCUUAUCAUAGAUAAUAUUCCAUCUGCAAAGACAAGCCAGGAUGUAAUAAAAUUAAUGAUCGAUAUCAAGUUGCCAGUGCCACGUGCAUUUAAUUAUCAAUUUGACAAUGGCGUCUUCCGGGGCAGAGCGUCUGCCAAAUUUGUCAAUAACAGGGAGGCGAGACAAGUUAUUGAUGCCCUACACAAGUUUAAAAUUGACGGACAAGCUUUGCAGGUUGAAUACAAAAAUUCCAUUCCGCGACCAGGUGAAAGAGGAAGCUUCUGUAACGACAAAAACGUGGACAGCUUAAUGUCUGCAAUAAAGCGGUACAUUGAGCAACUAUCGAAGGUCUUCUUCAAGAAGGAGAAUUUACGUGGCAAAACAUGGUGGCUAUCAGUCUUUUACAGUCUAGUCAUUCAAAGUUUGGUUCGAGCGAUCUUGAAAGCUAUUGUUGCAGACGGUGGAGUCGAGAUUCCUUCAAGUAUAAAUCAGUAUCUUCACCUAGCAGUGCGGUUAUUUGUAGCAACUUCUGGAGCUCAUGAUCCACUGGUACACGGCAUACCCGUACAGGGUGAUCGACUAAAAGCGUUGGUAGCUUGUGAUUCAUGUAAAAGACGCAAGUUAAAAUGUACAAGGUGGAAACCGUUCUGCGAAGCUUGUCAAGCUUUUCAGUGUCCAUGUGUAUAUGGUGGAAAAUUGGAGAUAAAUGAUUCCGAAAUGGAGGACUACAACUUUGCCAGGCUCUCAGUACAACAAGCAGAGUGGCAAUCUUCCGGAUUGAAUAGUUCAGGGGAAUACCUACAACACAUGUUCCAGGAUGAUGGACAACCUAUCACGUAUGGAGCUGCUAUAAAUAAUUAACCUCAAACAAAAUAUACAAAAUGAUAUUGGAUAUUGGAUAGGGCACCA